Molecule: messenger RNA, 1047 nt
Organism: Trematomus bernacchii (emerald rockcod)
Lineage: Eukaryota; Metazoa; Chordata; Actinopteri; Perciformes; Nototheniidae
Gene: ak2
Product: adenylate kinase 2
Exons: 7
Coding region: 106-837 (243 amino acids)
Biological process (GO): ADP biosynthetic process
Cellular component (GO): cytoplasm; mitochondrion
Molecular function (GO): ATP binding; AMP kinase activity
Source: RefSeq, a predicted model, not a curated record
GGAGGCGGAGACGUGUCCUUUCCUGGCUGAACUUGUGUGAGGUGUCAGUAGGACGACAGACAGACUUUAUUAAAGUUUCUGCCCUGCUGGUGUCCCGCUCCAGACAUGCCCCCCAGCGCGCAACUGAAGGAGGCGAUAGCCGAUGUGCAGGAGGGGAUCCGUGCCAUCCUGCUCGGACCCCCCGGAGCCGGGAAGGGGACUCAGGCCCCGCGGUUAGCAGAGCGGUACUGUGUGUGCCACCUGGCCACCGGGGACAUGCUGAGGGCCAUGGUGGCCUCCGGCUCGCAGCUCGGCAAGAAGCUCAAGGAGACCAUGGACGCUGGCAAACUGGUCAGUGAUGAGAUGGUGGUGGAGCUCAUAGAGAAGAACCUGGACUCUCCGCCCUGCAGCAACGGCUUCCUGUUGGACGGAUUCCCUCGCACAGUCAAACAAGCAGAGAUGCUGGACGAUUUGUUGGACAAGAGACAAGAGAGCCUGGACUCGGUGAUCGAGUUCUCCGUCGACGACUCUAUGUUGGUCCGCAGGAUCUGUGGAAGACUAAUUCAUCAGCCGAGUGGCCGCUCCUACCACGAGGAGUUCAACCCCCCCAAAGAGCCCAUGAAGGAUGACCUGACAGGCGAGCCGCUCAUCCGCCGCAGCGACGACAACGAGAAGACGCUGCAUUCCCGUCUGGAUUCCUACCACCGGCAGACCGUCCCUCUGGUGAAGUACUACAGCGCCCGGGGCCUGCACGCGGCCGUCAACGCCUCCCUGAGUCCCAAUGUGGUCUUCGCCUCCAUCGUAGCUGCCUUCUCCAACGCCACGGAACUCCCCGCCCUCGCCGUCGCCUCUGGUUGAAAGCUGAGCGGCUACAUUCCCACCAUGGAGGAGGGUUGGAUUUGGAAAAAGAUCUCCAGUUGGUUGACAGACAAAGGGGGUUCAGUUAAUAUAAGGAAUCCUUAGACUUUGUAAAAGUUAAGGUUAAUGUUGCGGUGCUGUCGGGCUCACAGUGGUCAUAUUCCUCAUGUUUACCCUUCUAAUAAAAAUCAUGCUUUCCUACAAUAUUUA